AUGACACCCCUCUUCAGUAUUCAAACACGAACUCAACGAGCCAGAACUGAGAAGACCUGCACCGCCUGGAGAUCGGAUUCCGUCCACGGCUAUCGAUAAUUCCCUGCAAAUUCUUCUCUUUACACCGCUUUCUAGAUUACGCCUGAAAUCCAACGUCUCUGUGUUGUGUACCUCAUGCUCUUCCAAUCCCAAAAACAUCUGCCGCCGAGUUUUGGGAUAGGAAACCAGAAAUAAUUUGCUGAAUCUCAUGUCGACAGCCUCAACGCAUUCUAGCGGUGGCAACCGCCGCCUGAAUAGCCUGCAAAAUGAAGCUCGACACUCGCACUCCCGCAGCCUGUCCAAUUCUCGAAAGCGACUCUUGAACUCGACCGAUGCCUAUUCCUAUGCGCUUCGAGUUGCUUAUCUCGCACACUUGCUUCAACCACGAGCACGACGUACGCAAAAGACGCCGGGACAAAACAAUCAUGUUCGUCGAUCUUCGUCAUCGUUUCAAGACCUCCUAGGAGACUUCGUCCGGCUCAGAGAUUCAAAAAGCACAAGGUUUCCGCAUGGGUUCAUAUCAGAGUUGGAGAAGAGACUCACUGGGAUAUUGGUUGGAAAAGAAAGGCGAAAAGAAUACCAAGAUCGUGAGGUGGUGCGAACGUUUGCUAUUUUCCUCAAUGCCUUGAAAGAGCAGUCUUUCAAGAGACGCAUGGAACAAGAUCGCCGCGUGGAGGACCUUGUCUUGAUAUUUUUCUCGAAUGCAACAAAGGAAUUAGGAAAAGGCAAAGAGUCGAGCGACGAUAGUUGGAGCCUCAUGGUAGACCGGCACGUUGCGCUUUUCGUCCGUCUGAUCACACUCAUCCUCAAAGAGCAGGACUGGGCAAAGGAUCGACCUGAACUGACUAGCAGGCUGGCAGUGUUGGAAAGCAAAUUGUUAGCCCAUGACCAGGAUCUUGCCGAUGGCAAUGGACCAUCUACAACCACCGAAAUCAUCGCCCCUAUUAGCUACGAUGUUAAAGACAUGCCACUAGUGCAGUUUGUUUCGCGAAUUUUCGGUACCAGCACAUUUCAAGCCCAAGAUGAAAUAAACAGGAACAAAGGUGUAUGGACAGAGAAAGCUGCUCUCCAAGACUUGAAAAAUUAUCAAGCACAUUUGACCUUGAAGACUGGGAAGACUUUAUCUCGGGAUGACUUCCCUGACGAUGAAGCCUACGAGGCAUGGAAACGUGGUGAAGGGCCAGACCUUUCACAAAUGAUGUUGGCAAUUGUCCAAUCUAACCCUGAACUUGCAAAAAGUACACCGGGAAGUGCGCUACCGCAGUUCAAUGCCUUGGCGCAGGAUGCCUCAGGAAACGAUUCUAACUUUGCGGAAUUAUCACAAACGUCGAGUAGAUCGAACCGCAUAUCCUAUGUCAUUGACCAGCCUAUUGAUCUAAGCUCACUGUCCCUGACGGACGGUGCGGACCCGAACAGUAUUUACACUUUUAUACCAUCUGAUCCGCGAUCACUCUACCGGGCAAUCCUCUCGCGUGCUCUCAUGUAUGAUAUCCACGAUCAGAAGCUGGAAGCCACGGAGGCAACAUCUGAAGUUCCGUCCAUGAAACUGCUUUCGAAACAAUCGACAGAGCUUCUGAAUGAAAUAUGCUUGCACUGGCGCAUUCCAGCUUCUUCGCGAGUGGUUUUAUUCCUUGAUGUCAUUCGGGAGAAGUUCAUGGAGCAGAAGAUUGACAUUGAAACGGUCGAUUCUGCAUUUACGUUUGUAAAAGAAGCACCGGCGCAGGAUGGGAAGAAACGAAACAACUUUGUGACGUCUGUGGUCUUCGAUAGAAGUCGGUGGAUUGUCCCUGAUUCUGUCUUAAUGCGCGAGCUUUUAUGGGCUCUUCGCGAAGCUCUCUUGAGAGAGUUAUAUGAAGUGAUGAUGCACUGUUAUGAUCCGCAACCUCACCCUAUUGGCCCGGUCAUGUAUGUGCUGGAUCAUCACGUUCGAUCUGAUCCUCAUUUUGAAGAGACGCCGCAUAAGUUUGAAGGAUUUGCGAAAUAUGUCAGCGAAGGUCUUCAUGACAAAGCCAAACAAUGUUAUCAGCGACUUCUUGACGAAAGCAUCCCAGCUGAUCAAGCAGAGUGGGAGGCAUAUCAAGUGACCCAGCUAGGAGAUUCGAUUAUGAAGCUGGGAAAAAAGAUUCAAAAGCGUUAUAGGAACAAUCCCGAGAUUAUGGGGGUUAAUCCACUGGACAUAUUGCUCAGUUGUGUGCUUCCAAUGUACGCCAAGGAUGCGCAGGACAUUGUCAUAAGACUCAUGCAACGAGCGAAAGACCAAGGAAUCGAAAUUCCCGUAGAGGACGGUUUCGAGCUGUACAAAGGGUUUGCAGCAAUCAGACGACUGCAUAGAGAUGCACUUCCUGGGUCGCCAUUCCCUGUCCCCAUUGAAGAUCUGCUUUCUACCUUUGUCUGGCAGUGGGUUCGUCAAGUGGAUGAUAAAAUCAUGGAAUGGGUGGAACAAGCUGCUGCGAAGGAUGCAUAUACCGUUCGCAGUGGAGAAACAAGUAAUCUUCCAGAGGAUGAAUUGCGACACAGUGUUUCUGCAAUUGAUAUUUUCCGUUCAUUCAAUCAAGUUGUCGAAGAGCUGGUAAAUUUAGGGUGGGAUGAUGAUUAUCAAUAUGCCAAGUUCAUGACUGCUCUUUCCAAGUCAAUUGGACGAGGUAUUGCCAAGUAUUGUGAAUUGCUUGAACAAUCCUUCAUCAAAGAGAUGGAUCGAUUGUCACCAGAUCAAGAAGCUUCUUUGGUUCAGAGUAGGCAAGAAAAGCUCAUGCAGUUAGCCAAGGAGGCAUGGAACUACAAAGAGAAGAUUGAGCCCUUCCAAUUUUUGACUGAGUCACUUGUCAAAUUGAACAACAUUGAAUACGCCAUCGCUCAACUCGAUAAGUUGGAAAAGGAGAUCAAUGUCGAUGGCUGUGCAGAUGCCAUUGCGAAACACAGCCCUCCGAUGACUCAGCAGAAGGUUCGUAAAGCAACUACAUAUGUUUUCACUGUCAAGAUUGUCGAGGGAGAGGACCUGAAGGCUUGCGACAUUGAUGGUUGGAGUGACCCAUAUGUCGUUUUGACCGACGAGUACCAGAAGCGUAUAGCCAAGACUCAUAUUGUUUACCGCAACUUGAAUCCUCGAUGGGACAGUUCGAUCGACAUCACGACCAAAGGACCCCUGAAUAUCAUUGCUACGGUCUGGGAUUGGGAUGCCGUUGGCGACCAUGAUUAUGUGGGACGCACGUCGCUUAAAUUAGACCCAGCUCAUUUUAGCGACUUUCUCCCAAGAGAAUUCUGGUUAGAUUUGGAUACGCAAGGGAGAAUUCUACUUCGUGUCAGCAUGGAAGGUGAACGGGACGAUAUCCAAUUUUACUUUGGGAAAUGCUUCCGAACGUUGAAGCGGACUGAGAAGGAAAUGACACGGAAGAUUACCGAAAAGCUCUCGGCAUACAUUAGUCACUCUCUUUCCCGGAGGGCUCUGAAGGCUUUACUUAACCGUGGCCUCACUAUUUCCAGUUUCCUCACGCGCAGUCGGUCUGGAAAUACAUCGACCAUGCCAUCACAGGCGGAAAUCGAACUAGCUUUAGACCCUCUCUUUACAUAUUUCAACGACAAUUUUGCCAUUAUGGACAAAACGCUGACUUCGGAGGCGAUGAAAAUGGUGAUGGCUCGUCUGUGGAAAGAAGUUCUGGUUACCAUCGAGGGCUUACUCGUCCCUCCUCUUUCCGACAAGCCAUCGCACCAGCGACCUCUCACGCAGCAGGAAGUCGAUAUCGUAUCCAAGUGGCUGGAAUUACUUCUAGUAUUCUUCCAAGUUCCCGACGAAGUUACUGGAGAGGCAAACGGUGUAUCGUUGGAUAUAUUGAAGUCGCCCAAGUAUCAUGAGAUUCAGUCUCUGAACUUCUUCUACUUUGAGCCUACCGACACACUCAUACGUACAUCUGAACGGAUGGCAUCCGCGACAGCAGCACGGCAGCAGUCGAACAAGGGCCGCCUCCCAGCUGCCACGGGAUCAGGACACUUGGGUGGUUCGGGGAUGCUGGGUGUACCAAUGAAACGAGCCAAGAGCGUCAUGUUCGUGAGAAACAUUGGCACGAUGCGCAAAGCCAAGGCGGAGAAAUGGCGCGAGGCGCAGGCUGAUCCAAACGACGAUAUGAUUCUGCGGAUUCUUCGUAUGAGACCAGAAGCCGCCGGCUAUCUCCGGGAUCGUAGCCGCCAGAAGGAGAGGUUGGCGGCGGCGGCGGCAGCGGAUGCGAUUGUCAAGCAGAGUCUGAUGGCGAGUAGUGGGGGGAGAAUGACUGGUACGAUAGGACGGCGAUGAGCUGUAUUAUUUCAUCAUUUGACCUUUCUUUUCUUUUCUCUUUUUGUUGGUCAAGCGAUAACUAGCGGUCUUAUACCCAUUACGACGUUGCCUUGGAUUGAGCUCAUAUCAGCGUUUGUUUUAUGUUUGUGGAUAUUGAGACAAUUUCAUGUAAUCACUGAUAUUUACAUUCAACACUCCAUUCAAUACCAGGACAUUCUUCAACUU
This is a messenger RNA of Talaromyces proteolyticus, 4531 nucleotides long. Its product is annotated as C2 domain protein. The transcript has 5 exons. The coding region runs from base 248 to 4324 and encodes 1358 amino acids. Lineage: Eukaryota; Fungi; Ascomycota; Eurotiomycetes; Eurotiales; Trichocomaceae. The record is from RefSeq and is a predicted model, not a curated record.